Messenger RNA from Hypanus sabinus (Atlantic stingray), 3246 nucleotides. It is a transcript of the gene nherf1b, whose product is annotated as NHERF family PDZ scaffold protein 1b. Gene Ontology annotation, cellular component: apical plasma membrane. Gene Ontology annotation, molecular function: protein-membrane adaptor activity; signaling receptor binding. Gene Ontology annotation, biological process: protein localization to plasma membrane. The transcript has 6 exons. Lineage: Eukaryota; Metazoa; Chordata; Chondrichthyes; Myliobatiformes; Dasyatidae. The record is from RefSeq and is a predicted model, not a curated record. The coding region runs from base 83 to 1126 and encodes 347 amino acids.
UGCCAGUCAGGGCGGCGAGCGGGAGAGCGCCACUCGGCCGUCUGUCCGGCCGGCCGGCGGAGCGCAGCGCAGCGGAGGCACCAUGACCAAGGAGCAGCUGAGGCCGCGGCUCUGUGUCAUCAGCAAGGGCCCGAACGGCUACGGGUUUCACCUGCACGGCGAGAAGGGCAAGACGGGCCAGUUCAUCCGGCUGGUGGAGGCGGGCUCGCCGGCCGAGGCAGCGGGGCUGCGGGCCGGAGACAAGGUGGUGCAGGUCAACGGCGACAACGUGGAGCAGGACAGCCACCAGCAAGUGGUGGAGAAGAUCAAGGCAGUGGCCGGCGAGACCCGGCUGCUGGUGGUGGACAAGGAGACGGAUGAGUUGCUGAGGAGCCUGGGGCUGGAGUGCAAGAUGGAAUACGUCCACGGCAUCCCCGAGCAGGGGCAGAGCGUCGAGCAGCGGGAGCCGGGAGGCGAGCUCAAACAGGCCGGCAGCGAGAAGGACUCCCGCAGAGAGCUGCGCCCCCGACUAUGCUGCAUGCAGAAGGGUCCCAACGGUUACGGCUUCAACCUCCACAGCGAGAAAUCCAAGACGGGCCAGUACAUCCGCGCGGUGGACCCCGACUCUCCUGCAGAACGGGCUGGACUGCUGCCUCAGGACCGGAUCAUCGAGGUAAAUGGGAACAGCGUUGAGGGGAAGCAGCACGCUGAUGUGGUGACAGCCAUUAAAGCUGGCGGUACAGAGACCUCGCUGCUGGUUGUUGACCCUGAAACGGACGACUUUUUCAAGAAAUGCAAAGUUUCACCUUCAGCUGUUCACCUUACAGGACCUCUGCCCCAGCUGCUCACAAACGGAGAAGAUGAACUAAAGGCCAAUGGGAACGUGUUGGAACCGGUGGCGCUCACAUCGGAGCCAUCUUCAGAUUCUUCGUCUUUGCCCUCCACUCCCACAACUCCGGCCAAAGAAGCAGCCGCUGACGUGGCAGAGCAGCCCCACCCUGAUACCGAGGGCGCGUUCGCUGAUGUGGGUCUCAGCCUGAGCACGUCUGCGGCAGCUGCCAAGGAGAAGGUCCAUUCGAAGCGGCUGAGCAAGCGGGCUCCGCAGAUGGACUGGAGCAGGAAGAAUGAGCUCUUCAGCAACUUGUAGGGGGCCCGGCUGGUAGCUCCCCUCACUGCACAAAAACCUAAAUCUCUCUAGUGAUUUGUUUGUUUCCCCAAACCCCAGCUAAUCUACCUGGUGCAUUCCAAUGGUGGGGCUAAUCCACAGCCCCUCCUUCCCCUGCCUGUCCCUCCCCCCACUCCCACCCAUUCCAGCCAGCCUCAGCCCACUCCAGCGUGGUACUCUGCUUUGACUAACCGGGGUGGGGUUAGUGGGCCCCUUGUUGCUCUCAGCCCAAACCGGAGGGAGGGAGGUGGAACCACAUCUCGGGUAGCUGUUCACUUGUCUGGGACUGACCCACCACCAUUCCCUGUGGGUGACUGGGGCUGUGAGCAAGAGUUCUCUGCUGUGGGUUUGGGGAGCGUACCUUCCCUUUGCUAGGAAGUGUAGUUUCAUUAGAUGCAUCUAAUCUAGCCUACACACUGUGCUAAUGAACUGGAUUCCUUAGUGACCCUCCCACAUCUGUCUGCAACUGUCCACCCAUUGUAAACUGGCACCACCAGCCCGGCUACGCUGUUCUUGCGAACUCCCGAGACUGGAGGUCCAAGGGCUUCAUCCGAAUUGUUGGUUCGUACUCUCAGGCACGGUAACAGCAACCCUUUCCGAUGCCUCUCACACGUUCAUCAUGGUGAAUGAUUUAUAUACUUUAAUUGUCCUUUUGAAAGAUCAGCCAGUAGUGGAGUUCAGUGCCACUGAUCAUGAAUGAGGCUUCUAUUCGGAGAGGCUAUAAACAGCCCCUUUUGUUACUUCUCCACUGAGGGGUAAGAAUGUUGGGCUGUGCAUGUGUGGGGAGAAGAUGCUCAGUGCCUGUGCUUUCUUCUGAAUUCCUCCUAUUCCCACUGAAAUGUGCUGAUUAGUCCAAUUAAUCUGCUAGCAAAAACGAAGGGGCUGGAACCGCUGCCCCUAUUAAUAAUGUCUUCGCUCGAAAUGAACGCUGUCUCUGGCUGCUUUUGUACUUCAAACAGGCGUCCUUUUGAUGGUGGGGCACAAACGGAGGUUUUGUAUUUUGUUAACUCCUUCACUGUCUCCUGCUGGGCAAGCACAGGGUGGGUUUUGGAGCAGCUCAUGUUUAUAAUUUACUUCUAUUUACCAGAAAUAAGUUAGGAAUAAAUGCUAAUGAACUUGGAAAUCUAUAAAGUUCUGAACUUGGCACAUUUACUGUACAUUGAAAUAAGUUUAUGGUUUCUGGGACAUGUAAGAAAUUCCAAGUGAAGUGAUGUUCUGAUUGGGCUGGAGUUUGUGCUUGAGAAAGAAUGUUCUAGAAGUGUUAUGGGUUAGUCAAUGUAGACUCUAAAUCUGAAAACGUGUUCCUGGGAUUGCAGUGGGUUCGUGAGAGGACUGGUACAGUCUAGUACACUGUCCCACCAUCACCUCCCUCUGAUGGUUUAAUGGUGGGUUUCUGCACUUGGAUGGGGUGGUCUGAGCUAAAUAGGAGGGACUGGGAGAAUGAUGGAAAGUGCCGGUGAAGAAAUGGAGGGUGCUGUGGGAAUGGAUCUUUGCCUGCUGGUUUUGAGUGUGUACCGGGCGGCAGCAGGCUGCAGGACCGCAGAGCCCCUGCAGGGAGGUGGCCUGAGACAGAGAAGCUCCUCAACAUGCUGAGCUGAGUCUGCCCUGUGACUGAGACAAGAAUCCCAAAGCGUUUGCACCCCAGACCGAGCUUACCAGAGGCAACACGGUCUUAACCAUAUGGAGCCAGUGUGGUGGAAAAUUCUCCCCAGCACGAGGUCAUGAAUAGUCUGGAUGGAGUUGGACUCCAUUUCCAAACUUGUCUAAUAAUAUAAUUUUCUUCUUUUGCAUUAAAACAUUUGGAGGUUUUGUUUUAAAAUGACUGGUAGAAGGGAAGUGAGGGUUCCACCUGCUGGCUGAGAUAGUUUGUGGUCAGUGCAGGCUUCCAGCAGUCACCCUGUACGAUGUGGGCAAGUGCAGAGGCUCUCCGAGUCCAACCAUCCAAAUCAAAUGAAAGGCACCACCAGUGUUGAUGAGCAGUGAACCACAUGUCCAGACACGAAGACGACCAGUGAUUUGUGUCCAGAUUCAGUAUCGGUAAUUUCUAGAAACUAUAUUUUUAUCAGUAUAUGUAAAUUUUAUGAAAUAAAGGUUAAGAAUCA